Messenger RNA from Phacochoerus africanus (Common warthog), 5291 nucleotides. It is a transcript of the gene ZNF197, whose product is annotated as zinc finger protein 197. The transcript has 6 exons. The coding region runs from base 833 to 3931 and encodes 1032 amino acids. Lineage: Eukaryota; Metazoa; Chordata; Mammalia; Artiodactyla; Suidae. Gene Ontology annotation, biological process: regulation of transcription by RNA polymerase II. The record is from RefSeq and is a predicted model, not a curated record. Gene Ontology annotation, molecular function: RNA polymerase II cis-regulatory region sequence-specific DNA binding; DNA-binding transcription factor activity, RNA polymerase II-specific.
CUAGUCAGAUUCGUUUCUACUGCACCAUGGUGGGAACUCUAAGACUUUAUUUUUCAGAGCAGUUUUAGGUUCAUGGGAAAAUUGAGCAGAAAACACAGAGAUUUCCCAUGUACACCUUGCCCCCACUCUUGCAUGGCCUCCUCCACUGUCAGCAUCCACCAUCAAGAAUGGUACAUUUGUUGCAGCUGGUGAACCUGUCUGGAUAUGUUAUAAUCACCCAAAGUCCAUAGGUUGCAUAAGAGUUCACUCUCUGUGUUUGUAUUUUCUAUGGAUUUGGGCAGAUAUAUAUGAUGAUAUGUAUAAUGUACCCACCAUUUUACUAUACAGCAUAGUUUCAGAAAAUCCAGUUUUUUCAUCCUCUCUGUCUGUUCAUACCUCACUUCUCCAACCCCUAGCAACCACUGAUUGUUUUACUGUCUCCAUAGUUUUUUCUUUUCCACAGUGCCAUAUUGUUGGAAUUGUACAGUAUAUUGGAUUUUCAGAUUAGCUUCUUUCACUUAGUAAUACACAUUUAAAUUUCUUUCAUAUGUUUUCAUGGCAUAAUAGCUUGUUUCUUUUUGCCAGUGAAUAUGAUUCCAUUGUCUGGAUGUACCAGUUUAUCCAUUCACCUAUUGAAGGACAUCUUGGUUGCUUCUGGGGGUUGGCAAUUAUGAAUAAAGCUGCUGUAAACAUCUGUAUGCAGAUUUUCAUAUGGACAUAUGUCCUUACCUCCUUUGAGUGAAUACCAGGGAACAUGAUUGGUAGAAUUUAUGGUCUUGUAGACGAUGUUCUCCAAGCUCUAAGGAAGAAGUCAAGCAAGGAUUGAGGGGCCUUGGAGAGGAUCUUUUCUUAAAUGACAACAAUGACAAGAGAAAAUUGGGCCCACAAUGCUCUGAGACAAGAGGGCCUUGUUAAAGGGAAGGACGAUAUCUGGAAAUGGGGAACCAGCUUCCAAGGGAGCAGCUCCUCUGUUUGGGAGACCUCCCACCUGCAUUUUAGACAGUUGCGUUACCACGAGACAUCUGGACCCCAGGAGGCUCUGAGCCGGCUCCGGGAGCUCUGUCGCCGGUGGCUGAGGCCAGAAGCACGCACCAAGGCUCAGAUCCUGGAGUUGCUGGUGCUGGAGCAGUUCCUGAGCAUCCUGCCUGGAGAGAUAAGGACCUGGGUGCAGAUCCAUCGCCCUGGAAGUGGUGAGGAGGCCGUCGCCCUGGUAGAGGAGCUGCAGAAAGACCUCGAGGGACCAGGACUAAAAGUUCCAGUCCUUGUCCAGAAUCCGGACACUCUCCAGGAGGGCAUGAGCCCUCCAGGAAUAGCCCUUCCUCCUGCAGCCACAGGCAGCCACAUAUCAGCUGAAAUUCACUCAAAUCCUCUUACUGACCCAGUGGUGUUCAACUUGCUCCAGGAUCCUCAACAUGAUUCUCCUGCCCCUGAAGCUUCUGCCCUUUCCCAGGAAGAGAACCCAAGAAAUCAAUUAAUGGCUCUCAUGCUCCUGACAGCCCAGCCCCAGGAACUGGUGAUGUUUGAGGAGGUAUCAGUAUGCUUCACUUCAGAGGAAUGGGCAUGUCUGGGCCCAAUUCAGCGGGCCUUGUACUGGGAUGUGAUGUUGGAGAAUUAUGGAACUGUGACUUCCUUAGAAUGGGAGACCAUGGCCGAGAAUGAGGAAGUGACAUCAAAGUCAAGCAUAUCUCAAAGAGCAGAUUCUCAGAAAGGAACAUCAAAAAGACUUCAAGGAUGUGUUCCCCAGGUUCUUGACUUUGGGGAAGAAUGUGAAUGGCACGUUUCGACAAGUCAGUGGGGAAAUGAAACAAAGGAAAGAGAUACAUUGAAGAAAGUUUCCCUGUGUGAACGAGACAGGAAGAAAAGGACUCCACCAGAAAAACGAAGCCAGAAGUGGAAGGAAUUUGGAGACAGCUUGUCUAUAGAUUCAGCUCUUUCUGAAAGCUUAAUAGGUACUGAAGGAAAGAAGUUUUAUAAAUGUGAUAUAUGUUGUAAACAUUUCAAUAAAAUCUCCCAUCUUAUAAACCAUCGGAGAAUACACACUGGGGAGAAACCUCAUAAAUGUAAGGAGUGUGGAAAAGGCUUUAUUCAGCGCUCAAGCCUUCUAAUGCAUUUACGGAACCAUUCUGGGGAGAAACCUUAUAAAUGUAAUGAAUGUGGGAAAGCUUUCUCUCAAAGUGCUUACCUUCUAAACCAUCAGAGAAUCCACACUGGGGAGAAACCUUAUAAGUGUAAGGAGUGUGGAAAGGGCUUCUAUAGGCACUCAGGCCUUAUUAUACAUCUAAGGCGCCAUUCUGGGGAGAGACCUUAUAAAUGCAAUGAGUGUGGGAAAGUUUUCUCUCAAAAUGCAUACCUCAUUGACCACCAGAGGCUCCACAAAGGUGAAGAACCUUAUAAAUGUAACAAGUGUCAGAAAGCUUUCAUCCUGAAGAAGAGUCUCAUUCUGCACCAGAGAAUCCACUCUGGGGAAAAACCCUAUAAAUGUGACGAAUGUGGAAAAACGUUUGCCCAGACCACUUACCUUGUUGACCAUCAGCGGCUGCACAGUGCAGAGAACCCAUAUAAAUGUAAAGAAUGUGGGAAAGUUUUCAUUCGAAGCAAAAGCCUCCUCUUACACCAGAGAGUUCACACAGAAAAGAAGACCUUUGGUUGUAAAAAAUGUGGGAAGAUUUUCACUUCCAAGUCAAAUCUCAUUGACCAUAAGAGGAUGCAUAGCAGAGAGAAGCCUUAUAAAUGUACUGAAUGUGGGAAAGCCUUCACUCAGAGUGCUUACCUUUUUGACCACCAGAGACUCCAUAAUGGGGAGAAGCCCUAUGAAUGUAAUGAAUGUGGGAAAGUUUUCAUUCUGAAAAAGAGCCUCAUUUUACAUCAAAGGUUCCACACUGGAGAGAAUCUCUAUGAAUGUAAAGACUGUGGCAAGGUCUUUGGUUCUAACAGAAACCUCAUUGACCAUGAAAGACUUCACAAUGGGGAAAAGCCCUAUGAGUGUCAAGAGUGUGGAAAAACUUUCAUCAUGAGCAAAAGUUUCAUGGUCCAUCAGAAACUCCAUACACAGGAGAAAGCCUACAAAUGUGAGGAUUGUGGGAAGGCUUUCAGUUAUAAUUCAAGCCUGCUCGUACAUCGGAGAAUCCACACCGGGGAAAAGCCCUUUGAAUGCAGUGAGUGUGGAAGGGCUUUCAGUUCUAACAGAAACCUCAUUGAGCAUAAGAGAAUCCACAGUGGUGAGAAACCCUAUGAGUGUAAUGAGUGUGGCAAAUGCUUCAUUCUGAAGAAAAGCCUCAUUGGACAUCAGAGGAUUCACACAAGGGAAAAAUCUUAUAAAUGCAAUGACUGUGGGAAGGUCUUCAGUUACCGCUCAAACCUUAUAGCCCAUCAGAGAAUCCACACUGGUGAGAAGCCCUAUGCAUGUAAUGAGUGUGGGAAAGGCUUUACUUACAACAGAAAUCUUAUUGAACAUCAAAGAAUUCACAGUGGGGAAAAGACCUAUGAAUGUCAUAUAUGUAGAAAAGUCCUUACCUCUAGUAGAAAUCUUAUGGUACAUCAAAGAAUCCAUACUGGAGAGAAACCUUAUAAAUGUAAUGAGUGUGGAAAAGACUUCAGUCAGAAUAAAAAUCUUGUUGUACAUCAAAGAAUGCAUACUGGGGAAAAACCAUAUGAGUGUGAAAAGUGUAGAAAAUCUUUUACUUCUAAGAGGAAUUUAGUUGGCCACCAGAGAAUACACACAGGGGAGAAACCAUAUGGCUGUAAUGAUUGUAGUAAAGUUUUUAGGCAAAGAAAAAACCUUAGUGUACAUCAAAAAACUCAUACAGAUGAAAAAAACUGUGAAUGCGAUGAGUCUGAAAAAGAAUUCUCUCAGACUUCAAAUGUUCAUCUUCAACAAAAAAUCCAUUCUAUGGAGGAAUUCUCUUGGCUCCACAAUGCCCAUGAGUCUAAGACAGAGAUUCAGAAAAUCUAGUAUUUGUAAAAUGAAAUAGAAUCCCUGCCUACUUGGGUAACUUUUGGAUAAAGGGUAGCAUAUGAGUUUUAUAAGGAGAAAAAUCAUGACCCUUUUAUAGACAAGUAUGUUACAUGAGGAAGAAAGUUAAUCUAGACUUUCAAGACUACAAAAACAAAUUGUAGUUAAAAGAUACUCUAUUCUAGACCAUUUAUUAUGACCCUAGAAAAGGACCUUGUAGCAAUUAAAGAUUCCAAGAAAUUGGAUUAUGUUUUAUAAGAUGUAUAAUGUCAUUGUAAAUGAUAGCAAAAAUAUCUUUGUAUUAAAAAGUGGACAUUUUUGAAAUAUAUAUAUAUAGAUAGAGUACAUUUUAUAGGUAGUAUUACUGCUACAGAAAAUCUGUGUAGACCUCUGUGAUUAAGGCAUAUCAAACAUGGAAUUCCAUGGGCAAGAGUCUGCUGUUUGAGGACAACUUAAGAACAUUAGAUUUGGAAUCAGAAAACCAAGGUUUGUGUCCUUUUUCUUACUAGCUCUGCGAUGUUAUUGAAUUAUCCUCUAAGUCUCAGUUUCUCUGUCAGUCAAAUACUGACAUAAUGCCUACCUCAUAGGGUAUUGUGAAGAUUAAGUGAAAGGAUCAUGUGAAAGUACUUUAUGAAAUAAUUUAAUUGUAAAGUUGCAUAAAAGAUAUGGUCAAAAUCUAGAACAUGGCAUAAUGUAAUAUUUGUUCGUUAAUUUAAUAUUAGUACUUCAUGAACCUCAAAAGAUUUGUUUUUAUAGGAAGAGGAAGUAUGAUAGCUAAUUCAGAAUUUAGUGCUCUAAAAAGGCUUUUUAAAAACAGCUUUAAAAAUGUUUAAGGGAGAUAAUAGGUAAUAUACCUAGGUUUUUUAAUGGAGAAAUAUUGGCUUAUUAAAUAGUAUGUACAGAAAUUCUCUGGUGGCUCAUUGGAUUUAGGAUCCAACAUUGUCACUUCUGUGGCUAGGGUCACUGCUGUGGUGCAGCUUCGAUCCCUGGCUCUGGAAAUUCUGCAUGCUGCGGAUUCAGGAAAAAAAAUUGUAUGUCCAGCCAUUAACAUGAUGUCAAGAAAAACAAUUUAUUUUUCAACUUUUGAAUUUUAAACCUAGCAGAUGUCGAGUGUCAAAAUCGAAGGACAGUCCUAUGUUGCUUUCCUUGUUGACAGCAGAAAAUCCUUAACCCCAACGCCUGAACUGACUAUUCCUGCUACUGUCAUUCUCAAUUCUAAUCAACAUUUCAUCAUUACUUACAUACAAGUACCUUGUUACUCAAGAAACAACAUUCGGUCCCAGCAUUCAAGUUACUACAUAAGUUUUUCACACAAACUAAAGCCCUUUUCUGCAUUUGUAUAUUUAAAUUUUGCUGUUUU